Molecule: messenger RNA, 1180 nt
Organism: Cydia fagiglandana
Lineage: Eukaryota; Metazoa; Arthropoda; Insecta; Lepidoptera; Tortricidae
Product: THAP domain-containing protein 1-like
Exons: 4
Coding region: 91-942 (283 amino acids)
Molecular function (GO): sequence-specific DNA binding
Source: RefSeq, a predicted model, not a curated record
AAAGCCAUUAAGUUUGUUAUUAAACUUAUUAAAGUUUGCAUUAAAUUUUAAAAAUCAUUUACGUUUGUUAUUAUUUAAAUUGUAGCCAUAAUGAGCAAGUGUGCUGUGAUUGGAUGUAAAUCAGAACACAAUCCUUUUAAUACCAGUGUAACGUUUCAUCGUGUUACAAGAAAUAAGAAAUAUUUGCCGUUAUGGGAAAGAGUCGUAAAAAUAAAAUCGAAAUCAGUACAUGCCAAGAUAUGCAGCCUGCAUUUCAAGGAGAAGGAUUUUGUUGAAGGCAGAGGGAGCCGUGUCCUCAAGCCGGGUGCUGUACCAUCUAUAAAUAUAGUUGAAAAGGACAGUUCAACAGAUGACGAUGAUGACGAUGAAAAGUUGUCCUUGUUGAAGAAGGCUCUUGCAAGAAGCAAGGGAGUGUCUACCACUGUAGAUGCGGAGAAAACAACUCAGUCAGAUUCUGAUGAAUAUGAUCACAAUCCCAAUAUACCUCAGACCUUCCAAAUGGUGGUGCCAUGCACAUGUUGCAAUUCAGUCCAGUCUUCAAACUCGCUCAUCCAAAAACAAACUAGUAACAUGGGAGUACAAACCAAAAUGAAAACAAGUAAGGAAAUAUCACUACAAGCAAAAGUGAAACUCCUCGAGUUGAGACUCAGAAGGCGAGAUGCAAAAAUCAGCUACAUGCAAACAGUUUUAAACAUGGUUAAGAAACAUACUAAAGGCACUGACAUGGAGUACAAGUUAUGCUGUGAACUGCAGAAUAUUUCUGGGUUUUCAGAGACAAUUGACAGUAGUCAUAAGGAUAAAAGAAAAUGUAAUCGAAGUAAAACUAGAAAUGGUAGAGUUGAAAGUCCUAUUAGCGAAGUGUCAAGUGGAGAUGAAGAUGCCUGUACAUUUUUCGAAGUGGUCCAUAGUCCUAAUCUAAAGGCCUACAAUGGUUUCAGUUGAAAUCAGCUAAGUUACAAUCCUUAGAUUCUUUAACAAUAUUUUUAGGUGCUUGCCAUGCAUUUCACUUCAAUUAAUUUGGUAAUUUUCAUUUGGGAUGUGGUGCAGUAGUACAUCAUGAUAAAAUCUUUUUUAUAUUUUAAAUUAUUUUUGUUCCACACUUAUAAUAUUAUGAUAACAUUGAUAACAUCAUGCACCGUGCGUGCGUGUGUGGUGACACUUACAUUUUAUCACUGCAGUC